Molecule: messenger RNA, 528 nt
Organism: Penicillium alfredii
Lineage: Eukaryota; Fungi; Ascomycota; Eurotiomycetes; Eurotiales; Aspergillaceae
Exons: 1
Coding region: 1-528 (175 amino acids)
Source: RefSeq, a predicted model, not a curated record
AUGAAGUUCUCCGUCGUCCUGGCUUCGGUCUUCGCCUCCACUGGCAUGGCCAUCCGUUACGGGCCUCCCGCGCCCAACAGCAACAGCUUGGCCAAUACCUGGGCUCAAACGCCCGCCGUUGUCUCGAACUGGGCUACUGGGACGCCUGUUGUCUCCAACCACCCACCUGCGGCCACGACCUCCGGCAACCCUGGUGACGGUAACGGCCACCAUAGGACAAACCCUAUGCAAGUCUUCUUUGUCCUCAUCAAGUACCUUGUUGAGCACCCCCAGAUGGCGAAGGACGAGAACUUCCACCAAAUCCUGCAGCAAAUUCAAAAGGAACACCCUAACAUGCAUAUCGAGCAACUGUUGGACCACCACCGCAACAACAACAACAACAACAACAACAACAACAACAACAACAACAACAACAACAACAACAACAACUUCCCCUGGAAUGCGUCCCGCGGCGGCCAAGGGGGCGUCGUCGUCACCACCUCGAGCACUUUCUCGGUGAUGCCUUCUGUGACCCAGGCCGCUCGUUAA